Messenger RNA from Hordeum vulgare subsp. vulgare (domesticated barley), 1420 nucleotides. Its product is annotated as ubiquitin-conjugating enzyme E2 22-like. The coding region runs from base 371 to 1093 and encodes 240 amino acids. Lineage: Eukaryota; Viridiplantae; Streptophyta; Magnoliopsida; Poales; Poaceae. The record is from RefSeq and is a predicted model, not a curated record. The transcript is spliced from 7 exons.
GAGUCCCUCUCAAAAUCCCAAUCACUUUUUAACUUGCUUGCUUCUCCCACCCCCGUCUCCCCCAAAUCGGAAGCCUAGGGUUUCCCCCGCCGACGAGGCCCUCACCGCCGCCGGCCGCCUCCUCCUCGCCGCAAUCCACCCUCCCUCCAAGCCCUCCCUCACCGCACCCGGCCGACCGACCCCUUCCCGACCCCUCCUGCGGCGGAUCCGGCAAGCGGCGAGAGCGGGCGGUCUCCUCCGACGCCUUGUCUGGUGCCCGGUUCAGUUUGGUGAUCACAAAUUUUGCACAGUCCUGAGGCUUUGUUGUCUUUAAAGGGUACAUCCAAAAAUAAGUCAGCAGCUAGCGAACACCUUAAAGCUGUCUGCUGUUAUGGCUUCCAUGGCGACCAACGAGAACCUCCCACCAACUGUCAUCAGGCAAUUGGCUAAAGAACUGAAGAAUCUUGAUGAUUCACCUCCAGAAGGGAUCAAAGUUAUUGUUAAUGACGAUGAUUUCGCCACUAUUUUUGCCGAUAUUGAGGGCCCUGCUGGAACUCCAUAUGAGAAUGGAAUAUUCCGGAUGAAGCUAAUAUUAUCUCGUGACUUCCCUCAGUCUCCUCCAAAAGGAUUUUUCACAACUAAAAUUUUCCAUCCAAACAUUGCAACUAGUGGUGAGAUCUGUGUUAACACAUUGAAGAAGGAUUGGAAUCCUAGCCUUGGAUUAAGGCAUGUUCUGCUGGUAGUGAGAUGCCUCCUGAUUGAGCCAUUUCCUGAAUCUGCCCUCAAUGAACAAGCUGGGAAGUUGCUACUUGAGAACUAUCAGGAGUAUGCACGGCAUGCAAGGCUAUAUACCAGUAUCCAUGCUCUCAGACCCAAGAAUGGAGCUAUCUCGGCAGCUCUGAAUAAGAAUCAGUAUAACACUCUUCUCGCGCCAAUUGCUACCUCUACUGGGAUAAAGGCAUUUGGCCUGAAUUCGCAGGAUCAGCAUGCUGCCCCUUCUGCUGUCUUAGGUGGAGCAUCGGCAGCGCCCAGGAAGGACGGGCCACUGGCCGUGAAAGUCCCCGUCGACAAGAAGAAGAUGGAUGCGAGGAAGAAGAGUUUGAAGAGAUUAUAAGUAAACCAGACUGUCAAUGCUUGUGAUAUAUUUGCUUCUCUUCUGUCCGGGCCCAACCAUUGGGCCCUGUUGAGCCGAACUGUGGAGGGUGAAUAAUAAUGCGCUGCUGGGCCUCUCCUGGUCCUGCACUUUGCUGGUGCUGCUGUUCCUGAGCCCGUUUGUGAUUUAAUGGUUCGAUGUAAACUUGAAUGGUGGAGAACAUUUUCUUCCCAAUAGGUGGUAGAAAUUUUUUGUCCGAAAGACAGAGUUGCAGCCACUGCAAUGUAGUAUGGCAAAGUUAUCAAACUCUGGCUAUAAUAUAUACUCAUCAAACUCAAGUGAUUUAAA